This is a messenger RNA of Colletotrichum graminicola M1.001, 816 nucleotides long. Its product is annotated as AhpC/TSA family protein. NCBI's taxonomy places the organism in Eukaryota, Fungi, Ascomycota, Sordariomycetes, Glomerellales, Glomerellaceae. The record is from RefSeq and is a predicted model, not a curated record. The coding region runs from base 1 to 816 and encodes 271 amino acids. Gene Ontology annotation, biological process: cellular response to oxidative stress; cell redox homeostasis. Gene Ontology annotation, cellular component: cytoplasm. The transcript is spliced from 2 exons. Gene Ontology annotation, molecular function: thioredoxin peroxidase activity.
AUGCCCGUCGAGCUCCGCAAGCGCAAAGCCCCCGAGCCCGCCCCGGCUCCAGCCCCCAAGAAGGCCUCCUCCAAGAUCGUCAAGGCCGCAGAGAAGGUUAAGGGUGCCGUCAAGGGCAAGGCCGAGAAGCCCGCCCAGAAACCAGCCGACAAGCCCGCCGAGGAGACCGUCGAGAAAGUCGCCGAGGAGCCCGCUGCUGCCAAUGGCUCUGACAAGAAGGUCAAGGCUGUGAAGGGCGAGACGGUCAACCUCGACGGCUUCGGCGGCGAGAUCGAGACCAACGACGGCGAGAAGACGACUCUGAAGGAGCUUGUUGACAAGAGCAAGGCUGGCGUUGUGCUCUUCACUUACCCCAAGGCCUCGACUCCCGGAUGUACGAAGCAAGCCUGUCUCUUCCGAGACUCGUACGAGCCUUUGACCAAGACGGGCUUUGCCAUCUACGGACUGUCAAUGGACUCUGCCAAGGCCAAUACCACCUUCAAGGAGAAGCAGAAGCUGCCCUACCCGCUUCUCUGUGACCCAAAGGCCACCCUCAUCAGUGCCAUCGGGCUCAAGAAGCCGCCCAAGAGCACCCAACGCGGUGUCUUUGUCAUCGACAAGGCUGGCAAGGUCCUCAUCGCCGAGCCCGGCAGCCCCGCCGGCACCGUCGAAGUUGUGACAGCGCUGGUCGAGGGCGGCAACGUCGAGGGCGCUGCUGAGGCUGCCGCCGAAGCCGCUGCCACAGAUGCCAAGGAGGAGGCGCCCAACGGCGAAACAAAGACCGACGAGGAGAAGAAGGAAGAUGCCGCUGAUGGAACCGAGAAGAAGGACGAGUGA